Candidula unifasciata is the source of this 534-nucleotide messenger RNA. Lineage: Eukaryota; Metazoa; Mollusca; Gastropoda; Stylommatophora; Geomitridae. The record is from the annotation of a GenBank genome assembly.
GUGCGAAAGAAUCAAUCUAAUGGCUUCCCGUCAACUUAUCAGCGGCCGCCAUUUGUUAAAGAUGGAGGUUUUUGGACUAUCACAAUUUAUUUCACAGAUCCAUCAAAGAUCUGCACGACAGGUCGUACAGCCGAGGAAUUUAAACAACAAGGAAUCGGUUCUAACUUAUACAUCCAGAAUAGCACGCGGCCGGAAGACAGUAUCAUAAUACCUCGAGAUGAGGCAGGGAUUGCGAACUCUCUUUGGACCAAAGGGCUGUGUUUUCCAAUGAUGGGCACACACUAUUGGUGGAAUGUAAGUGAAAACUUGAGCUGUGACAAAACAUUCCCAGUCUUCCUCAUGUACACGGGUCAGCAGCUUGUUGGUUUCGGCUGGGCGUUUGUUGCCGAUCUGUCUUCAACAAACUAUGAGCAUCCUCCUCCAAUGACAUACAAGAUGUUCAUGAAUCCUGUUCCCAAAUGCUUGCUGACUUCUGGUGUCACCUCUACGAUGCACUUCUAUCUUACAAGUCAACCGGAGAAAAUCUCUUGCUAG